Molecule: messenger RNA, 651 nt
Organism: Penicillium cosmopolitanum
Lineage: Eukaryota; Fungi; Ascomycota; Eurotiomycetes; Eurotiales; Aspergillaceae
Product: putative quinol monooxygenase
Exons: 3
Coding region: 1-651 (216 amino acids)
Source: RefSeq, a predicted model, not a curated record
AUGGCCAUCACUGAGCUUAUCUUUCCAAGCGUCAAAACCGACUCAGCUUCACUCAAGGAGCUUGAACGAGACUGGCCAAGCUUGAGCAAAGGAUUGACCGAUCCUAACCCCGGCCUGCUCUACGCUUUCCGUGGAUGGAUUUUGACAGAAGAUGGACUGGAUGUAAGAGAGGCCUAUAGAGAGUUCCUUCUUUUUGAGUGGAACUCAGCCGAUUCUUUCCACGCCUUCAUCGGCUCGGAACAAUUUGCUGCUUUUGCUGGCUCUAUUAGGCAUUUGGUGACUGGGCCGCCUACUUUGCAACUAUUUGAAACAAAGUUCUCCCCAAGAGAUGCAGCUUCGGCGCCUUUGGUUGAAAUAAUUCGGGUGAAGGUCUCCAGCUCUGAGAAUGCCGAGCAAAGCCUUCAAGUGUGGGAGAAGGCAUCCCAUUAUCUGGCUGGCAAUGGAGAGAGCACGACUUCUAUCACCUAUGGCAAAAGCUCGAACCUUGAAACGGAUGUCAUUAUGUGUAUCAUAGGAUGGCAAAACGAAAAGGAACACCAUAACAUUUCCGAAGAGAAGAUCUGGUCGGAAACGAUGGAGUCUCUCAGGUCGCUGGGGAAAAUGUCACGGAUAACUGUCGGGAUUGAGGCAAUGAACCUGGGUGUGUUGUAA